This is a messenger RNA of Cyphellophora europaea CBS 101466, 2049 nucleotides long. RefSeq lists its product as uncharacterized. The record is from RefSeq and is a predicted model, not a curated record. Bases 1 to 2049 code for a protein of 682 amino acids. The transcript has a single exon. NCBI's taxonomy places the organism in Eukaryota, Fungi, Ascomycota, Eurotiomycetes, Chaetothyriales, Cyphellophoraceae.
AUGGCGUUUCUACAGGCUGUCGCGGCGGUGCUUGCCCUGAGCUCGGUGGCAAGUUGCCGCCCUAUCGCGGCAGGCAAUGACACAGUUCAUCACUUGUCUACUGUGGGCUAUGGCGAUCUGGUCUUCACCUUGGGCGAUGUUCCGUACCUGUCACUCACCACCACUCCAUCAGCUCAGGCUUCGGGGAUGGAAGGUUCCGGGAUGCUCCCAUUCACGGUUGUCAAGACCGAGGAGUGUUUGAUAUCGGCAGAGACAUUUCAGGAUCUUGUUGGCAAGUAUCUCGACGGAGACGAUGUGAUCUCCGAAGCCUUCCUGCAAGGCAUCUACCUCUCUACAACCUGCACCACGGGAGCCAGUGUCGAUGAUUCGGCAGUCGCAUCCCUCUCAUCCAUGGGCGCCAAGAUAACUAUCGCUGGCCCAGGAUGCUCCGGAGGUCCCCUAGAUGUUGUUGAAGGCCUAGAUACACUUGAGCCAGGCCCGUAUAUUGCAAGCAUCGCCGAGGGCACCAUCACAUUUUCCAAGGUAUACCGUUUGUACGAAGAUCGGUACCGCACAUUCGUCUUCGGCGCCUACCCUGAUUCCAGUUCGGAGGAUGCAUACAAACCAUUCCCGGUCAACGUAGCUCAGUAUCAGGAUCCGCUCAUCCCGGUGCCUUCAAGGAUCUACAGUUGGUCAGACCCGCGGCCUUUUGCCGGCUUGAGAGUCUCAAUCAAGGAUCUGUACGAUAUUAAAGGUCUACAAACCGCUGGCGGCAGCCGAGCAUGGGCAUCUAUCACGCCCAUUGCGGACGAGACAGCACCCUCUAUUCAACGUAUUGUCGAGCUCGGCGGCCAACUUGUCGGCAAGCAGAAGACUGCUCAGUUCGCAUCAGGCGCCGAUCCUUGGGACUGGUACGACGUUCAGUACCCGUUCAACCCUCGAGGUGACGAAUGGCUUACCUGUUCGGCAUCUUCUUCCGGCGGAGGCUGCUCCAUCGCUGCGUACGACUGGCUAGACCAUGCUAUCGGCUCCGAUACUGGUUCCUCAGUGAGAAGGCCGGCAUCGGUGUCGGGCACGUACGGCAACCGUCCCAGCCAAGGCAUGAUCUCUCUGGAAGGUGUACAGCCACUAGGUGCCGCCCAAGACACCGCAGGUGUGUUCGCUCGUGACCCGUACAAGUUCGCAUAUUUCGCCCAACAUUGGUAUACGGCCGAGCUACAUCAAGACACUUCUGUCAACGGCCUGGAGCCGCUGAGCCUCGAAGCAGACCCACCCCUCCCCAGCACCGUCAUCUACACUCCUGAGUAUCUCCCUGCCCGCAACCCGGCAGCCGAUGCCCUGGUCCAGCAAUUCUACGCCAACCUCACCACCCUCCUCGGCCUCACCCAGCUCGACCAGAACCUCACACAAAUCAUCCUCGACAGUGACGAGCCAGCCGUCCUCAACAGCUCCUUGCGCAACAACGCCUCCUCGCUCCUCAACCAAUACACACAAUGGGUUGGGGUCGGCAGGCCCCUCGUCGACACCUGGGCACAGCUCUACGACGGCCGCUUCCCGCCCGUCGACCCCGCCCGCCGCCCAGGCUGGAUCAGGCGCACCCAGGACAACACCACCGAGGCGAUGUACGAUGAGGCCCUCGGCGUGAAGCGCGCCUUCAGCGAGUGGUUCAACGACGACUUCCUGGGUCUGCAGCAGCAGUCUGACAGCGCAACAGACAAGUGCGGCGACUCGGCGCUCUGGAUCUACGACAUCGGCACGGGCGGCCUCCCCAGCUACCGCGAGGAGGAUCUGCUCGCCAACAACGAGUUCGCCACCUACCUGAACUACACGCCGCCCGACACGCUGACCAACGGCGUGAGUUUCUGCUCGUUCGCCGGCUGCGCCGACUUCACGGUGCCGAUCGGCCAGGUGCCGUACUUUAGCAACGUCACGCUGGUCGAGGAGAUGGUGCCCGUGACGCUGAGUCUGGUAAUGCGGAGGGGCUGUGAUUUUAGCUUGUUCAACUUGAUCAAGAAGAUGGCGGAUGUGGGCAUGUUGAAGGCGGUGAAGACGGGGAGGACGGCCUUUUGA